This is a messenger RNA of Phytomonas sp. Hart1, 1260 nucleotides long. NCBI's taxonomy places the organism in Eukaryota, Euglenozoa, Kinetoplastea, Trypanosomatida, Trypanosomatidae. The record is from the annotation of a GenBank genome assembly.
AUGUUUCAGGUGUCUUCACUAAGGUUCCAAUGGUUAACUCGCGUGGUUCUUGCUCAGAGUACCCAUUCUCAGAGGCCUACUUCUCGACGUGUGAAAGGUAUUCCCCGUAUGCACGGCACUGUGUCAGUAUUUAAGAACCGCCGUGGAUACGGUUUUGUGACAGCUAAGGGCUUUGUUGGGGGUCCACCGGUGAGCUUACCCUUCCCGAUGGACCGACUCCUGGACAAAUACUUCUUCACCCGUGCGUCGUUGUCCGGUGGGUUUCGCGUCAAUGAGGGUGAAAACGUUUCCUUUGAGAUUUGGGAACGCAAAGGCGCGCAGCCGUUCCGGAUGCCCGGUUCGGGUUCUUUUGGCGAGGCGUCUUCGAUGACCACCGGUUAUGUGCCGCUGCACGAGAGUGUUAGUAAACCUAUAGUGACCCCCACGAUGGUGGAACUUCCUGAUGACAACUUCAACAAUGAUGAGCGGCUGUUGCACCUUGCGAUGCGAAUGUGUUUCUAUGAUAUUGAAACUAACAAGGAGAGUUCCAUCUCACCUACAUCUCUGAGUGGUAAAGUCAUUAAGUGGGAUCCUAUUGAAGGUCGUGGGGUUAUUAGCGAGCUCGACACGGAUGGCCACUUCCACCAAGAUGCUCCGUGUUUUGAGCUUACAUUGGAUGUGAUGGACAUCUCACCAGGCACAGAGAUGCGAGUUGGGCGUUACGUUCGGUUUUGUGUCGAUGAAGAAGGUAAACAUGAUGGUGUAGAAAACUUCAUUCCUACGCUCAGCAUGGGCCGGAAAGGUGUAGAUGACUUAAGUCCCACCACUUCUGUGACCAGUGGUGAACUGCAACCCACGUCAUCAACAGUACCGCUACGGCAGGCACGUUGUGCUAUUAUCGAUGUAACAGCUGAGCGCACGAACGCCGUGGUAGGUGUUCCUAUUGUUCCAGCAUCUGCACCCAUAGGCACCAUGAAUGAAUCUACGCGAUUUUCUGGCACCAUUCGCUUGCUCGAGGAGAACUUCGGAUUCGUAAAAGACGACCUUGAAGGUGAUUCUAUUUUCUUUCAUUUGUCAAAUGUCUCAUCACAGAGAUUGAAAGUGGGCGAAAGAGUUACGUAUCUGCUUCGUAUGUUGAAUCAUGGUAAGCAUCUAGGGAAAAAAGCCUGCUUCGACAUGCGACGUAUGAAGAGUGGAGAGGAUCCACGAGAGGCAGACCAAAGUAGUAUGUUACUAUCCCAUUCGCUGCACGACGACGAUGAAAUAGAUUUUUCAGACUAA